Molecule: messenger RNA, 363 nt
Organism: Cannabis sativa
Lineage: Eukaryota; Viridiplantae; Streptophyta; Magnoliopsida; Rosales; Cannabaceae
Exons: 2
Coding region: 1-363 (120 amino acids)
Source: RefSeq, a predicted model, not a curated record
AUGAAUAUUGGAAGAGCUAGUUCAUCUUCAGUUGCUACAAUAUUUGCUAAUAUUAAUUCUAUUUCUAUGCUUAAUGGGACCAAUGUCAAGGAUUGGAAAAGGAAUUUACUUAUAGUUCUGGGAUGUAUGGAUUUAGACCAUACACUAAGGAAUGAACAACCUGCACCUCUCACUAAAGAAAGUUCCCAUGAUGAUAGAAGGGAAUUUGAGAGGUUGGAUCGUUCAAAUCGCGUGAGUCUAAUGAUUAUGAAACACAGCAUUCAAGAAGCCAUUUGGGGCACAAAAUCUGAAAGGGUUACUAUGGCCAAGAAGUUCCUUGAACAAAUUGAGGAACGUUUGCUAAAAACGAUAAGGUUGAAAUGA